CAUCACCACCCUUUCUCACAGAAACUACUCCUCCCUACACUCCAGCAUACACCCAUAAUAACCAAUAUCAUCAAUCAACAUGGACGCCGCCAAGAACGCAGUCAAGAGCUUCAUCAGCAAGGAUGGUAAGCAUGACACCACCGUCCACGAGAAGGUCAACCCCGCCGUCGUCAACGAGACUGUCGCCAAGCAGCAAGAAGACCGUGUCACGACUGCUGUCGACAAGGAAGUCCACCAGGACCACUACCACACUUCGGUCCAGCCCGUCAAGGACUCCAACAUCCUCCCGGAGAAGCACCACCACAACCUCGCCGGAGUUGAGCACCGCAACUUCGAGCACGACAACCCUGAUCAGGUCAAGCAGAAGCUUGCUGCCGAGCAGGCACGCUUCAAAGACACCACUGAGACCGUCGCUGGCGAGCACCGCACCACCGCCAUGCCCACUGUUGCCGGCGAGCACGUCCACCACCAUGUGCACGAGAACAUUCAGCCCGUGGUCAACCGCCAGACGGUCGAGCCACAUGUCGUGCACACCACUGUCCCGAUCCAUGAGGUCCACCACAACGCCGCUCAGCACCACUCCACCUCUGCUUUGCCCGCCAUGAGCAUGUCUGAAUUCAAGAACUCUGGCGGUUCUCUCACUGGCCGCGAGGAGCGCCACGACCAGUUCGAUGGUUGCCCACGACCCGGUCACGCAUCCACCGCUGGCACCAACAACAGCAUCGAGGGUGGCGCUCACAACCACGGCCACUCUCACACCCACGGCACCACGGGUACGACUGGUACCACUGGCAUGACUGGCACCAACGGCAUGACUGGCAGCAACGGCGUGACUGGCAGCAACGGCAUGACUGGCACCAGCGGCAUGACCGGUACCACCUCCGACGGCUUGACCGGAUCUCGCGCUGCUGGCACAUCUGCUGGUUCCGGCGCCACCGCCGGCGGCCUCACCGGCCAACGCCAACACGACGUCGAGAACAACCUCAGCGGCACCAACAACUCCACACACGGCAACACCUCUUCUUCCAACACGGGCAGCAAUGCCACAAAGCCUUCGCUCAUGGAUAAGCUCAACCCCAAAGUUGACGCCAACGGUGAUGGAAAAGCCGGCUUCAUGAAAUAGAUUGCAUGCAUUUUUCUUUUGUCUAUGUUAUCUACCACCACCAUAUACGACACCAUCCUGAUGAUAUGAGAUGAUGAUGACGAUCAUGAUGAUGUUUUUUUCUUUUCGUCCUUGGGGGACGAGGAAUUUUUGGUCUCUUUUUUUUUUGUGUAUUUCUAGCCGAUAAUAGUUUGAUACCAGAAAGGAAAAAGAAGAAGAAAUGAAAUUGGAAAACAUAUUUGUU
Sphaerulina musiva SO2202 is the source of this 1346-nucleotide messenger RNA. RefSeq lists its product as uncharacterized. Lineage: Eukaryota; Fungi; Ascomycota; Dothideomycetes; Mycosphaerellales; Mycosphaerellaceae. Bases 80 to 1123 code for a protein of 347 amino acids. The transcript is spliced from 3 exons. The record is from RefSeq and is a predicted model, not a curated record.